Messenger RNA from Colletotrichum truncatum, 843 nucleotides. RefSeq names its product U4/U6.U5 tri-snRNP-associated protein 3-like protein. The record is from RefSeq and is a predicted model, not a curated record. Gene Ontology annotation, cellular component: precatalytic spliceosome. NCBI's taxonomy places the organism in Eukaryota, Fungi, Ascomycota, Sordariomycetes, Glomerellales, Glomerellaceae. Gene Ontology annotation, biological process: RNA splicing.
AUGGGUCGUGGACGCGAUAGCCGACAGGCUUGGGACGAACCUGACAGACGCAAUCGCAACGGUGGCGGUGGCCCUCGAGACCGCGAUAGAAAUCGCGAUAGCUAUAGAGACCGCGACAGCAGGCGCGACGAUCGUGAUAGAAGAGGAGACGACCGAGACAGGAGAUACAGGUCCAGAUCCCGCGACAGGCGCGAUAGAGAUCACCGCCCUAGAUCUAGAGACAAUGAAAGAGAUCGCCCUCGCGAAGACCGCGACGGCGGAAGACCACCCAGACGAGACAGAGAUGGCAGGCAGGAUCGAGACGACAGACGGCGCAGGGACGAUGAACGCGGCGACAACAGACCGCCUAGGCGUCGAGACGAUGACGACGAAGCCCAUCAACCACCUCGUGAGAAAGACCGCAGACGAUCAGCCUCUCCGCGCCGGAGCGGCAGCCCGCCACCCUCCCGUCGCGACGGCGACAGAUAUGCAGAAGGCCUACCAACCCGCACAGUAGGAAGAGGAAAGAAAGAGCAGCACACCAUGUCCUUCAAGGUUGGGCGCCACGACUCGCCGCAGGUCGAUAGUGGACGGGACAGCGAGCGUGGAGAGACACCCAUGACGGGACGGGAUGGUCGGCAUGAUAGGGACGAUGAAGAAGACGACGAGCCUGAGCCAGAGAUUGAGGGUGACGAUUUGGCCGCCAUGCAAGCUAUGAUGGGCUUCGGCGGGUUCGGCACGACCAAGGGGCAGAAGAUUGCAGGAAACAACGUUGGCGCAGUGAGGAAAGAGAAGAAGACGGAGUACCGCCAGUAUAUGAACAGACAGGGCGGAUUUAACCGACCACUCAGUCCGAGUAGGUAA